CACGUUAUGACGGCAGUGCGGAGGUAACGUAACGUCAGCCUGUCUUAAAACUUCUGUCGUUCCAAAUUGAGCUGCUCUAAAACCUGCUACUUUUGUGAAACGUCCGAGAUCUACAAACCAGAAAUGAGUUCACAAAUCCGACAAAACUUCCACCAGGACUGUGAGGCUGCUAUUAACAGGCAAAUAAACCUGGAGCUAUAUGCCUCCUAUGUUUAUCUCUCUAUGGCAUACUAUUUUGAUAGGGAUGAUAAAUCCCUACCAAAUUUUGUAAAGUUUUUCCACACACAGUCUAAAGAGGAGCGGGGGCAUGCUGAAAAGCUGAUGAGUCUGCAGAACCAGCGAGGAGGCACAAUUUUUCUGCAGGACAUCAGGAAACCUGAUAGAGAUGAGUGGGGAAGUGGCCUGGAGGCUUUGGAUUGUUGCUUGCAGCUGGAGAAAAGUGUAAACCAAUCCCUGCUGGACCUGCAGAAAAUGGCGACUGACCACAAUGAUCCUCAUUUGUGUGACUUUAUAGAAACACAUUUUCUGGAUGAGCAAGUGAAAUCCAUCAAGCAGCUGGGCGACUGGAUAUCCAACUUGCGCCAUAUGGGAGCGCCUCAGAGCGGCAUGGCUGAGUACCUCUUUGACAAACAUACAAUGGCUACAGAAGAAAGCUAGACUACACUGUGAUUACUCUGGUCAGCUCUGCAUGCCAGUCCACCCUGUCCUUUGUCUCUCAACUUUCUUUAUAAAAUAUAAUUUUUGUAGUAGUGAAUUUAAGUUGACAUCCUUGUAUAACAACAUAAAAAUGUAAAAGGUAAUCCCAGUUUCAUUUUUUUAUUGAAAAAAACAAAGGAAACAUAACAUGACAUGUAAUAUUUAUUAAAGAGUACACUGAUGGACACAAUUCUAAUAAGACUACUUUAUGUACGGAUAUACAGGAUUGACUUUUUGUCCUUGAGCUGCAGAAGAAAAUAGAAAUUGUUUCUUAAUUUUCCUUCAAAUGUUGGCGGUUAAAUCUCAAAAUGUGCUUUUUGCCUUAUAAGUAUUUAUUGUUCGAUAAGAGCU
Molecule: messenger RNA, 1047 nt
Organism: Eleginops maclovinus (Patagonian blennie)
Lineage: Eukaryota; Metazoa; Chordata; Actinopteri; Perciformes; Eleginopidae
Gene: fth1b
Product: ferritin, heavy polypeptide 1b
Exons: 5
Coding region: 124-657 (177 amino acids)
Biological process (GO): intracellular iron ion homeostasis; iron ion transport
Cellular component (GO): cytoplasm
Molecular function (GO): ferric iron binding; ferrous iron binding
Source: RefSeq, a predicted model, not a curated record